AUGACUUCUUUUGAACCCAUUUAUUAUACCUAUGUGCCCACUGCUCCGCGUUCCAGGAGGGCAAUCACUCAGAAACAUAGCUUUCCUAUCGAGGAGCAGCAUAUUGUGCCAGAUCGAAGAUUAAUUGACGAUACUCAGAGAUCAAAUGAUGGUAAUGAUUCAGGCUCAGAACUUCAAGAGAAUAAUGAUAUAGAAAAUGUUGUCGAUAAUAACUACAAUAUCGAUCUUCUUAUAUCAUAUAAUAUAUCAUAA
Sclerotinia sclerotiorum 1980 UF-70 is the source of this 252-nucleotide messenger RNA. RefSeq lists its product with no specific name. The transcript has 2 exons. Bases 1 to 252 code for a protein of 83 amino acids. The record is from RefSeq and is a predicted model, not a curated record. NCBI's taxonomy places the organism in Eukaryota, Fungi, Ascomycota, Leotiomycetes, Helotiales, Sclerotiniaceae.